AUGAGCAGCAGCGCAAGCGGCACCAGCGCGAACGCGAACGCACCGACGCUCGACAUCAACGAAUUCCUCGAUAUUGCUGAAUUCAACCGUGGCCUCGCCACAAUCUUCAACAUGGACCUCUUCAACACCCCAGUCAACGAGACUUCCGAUGAGAUCCACUAUAAUACCUUCGUUCUCGCCCGCAUCGUUGAUUAUAAAGUCUCUCAACAUGUCAAGGUCUCGAGCUGCUUGGAUCAUUCCAAGAAGACUUUGAGGAUUGGGAGGAAGACGACUUCAAGAAGGUCGAUCCAAGGGUCCAUCACGGCAUUCCUAGUAAAUCUGAAGAACCGUGACCGACUUCCUGAGUGGGAUGAAGACGAUCUUCCAACAACCCCAGCACCAACCCCAGCACCAACCCCAGCACCAGUCACUCCCGAUCUAAACCUCCCGCAAGACCCCAAUGACCAAUCCCUACCCCUGUCACGAUCGAAUCAACAGCAGCAGGAACUUAUGAUCAGACCAGCUAUCGACCGCGAAGCUUACCGGACCUUUUCUAAGCUAUGGGAUCGAAAGCUCAACUAUUCAGGUGACGCCUACGAUAUCCUAGAUGAUAAGAUCCGUUACUUUCUCGAUGCCUGCCUCACAGCUAGCAUCAAACCGUCACAAUUCCACGCUUUGUUCUCAAAUAUCCUCACGAAGAGAGCAAAGAACUUCUUCGUGCAUCAAGUCAGCCGCGAUUCAACGUUCGCGGAGAUGUAUCAGAAGAUGAAGCAGCACUUUGAUACGGAAGUCAAUAGGCAACAGUAUCACACUGACUGGACCUCGAUCAAUUUCACACAGCUUCGGAAGGAAUCUCCGAGAAGCCUCUCUGUGAAAUCCUCCAGGCUCUUCUUGACAAAUUGCAGCUAUGCCAGAGAGCUCUUGGGAAUAGCUAUGGCGGCGAAGACCAGCUAA
Hirsutella rhossiliensis is the source of this 933-nucleotide messenger RNA. RefSeq lists its product as uncharacterized. Bases 1 to 933 code for a protein of 310 amino acids. NCBI's taxonomy places the organism in Eukaryota, Fungi, Ascomycota, Sordariomycetes, Hypocreales, Ophiocordycipitaceae. The record is from RefSeq and is a predicted model, not a curated record. The transcript is spliced from 4 exons.